This is a messenger RNA of Drosophila takahashii, 739 nucleotides long. RefSeq lists its product as uncharacterized. Lineage: Eukaryota; Metazoa; Arthropoda; Insecta; Diptera; Drosophilidae. The record is from RefSeq and is a predicted model, not a curated record.
AUGGCUGCGACGUGUGAGGAAAGUCAGCCGGCCAUUUGUCCCGUGGCAGAUUGCCGGGCUCUGGUGACGCACACCCACUUGCUGCGGCACAUGAUCAGCGAGCAUUUGGAUACGCGGGCACGAACCCUGCCCUUUCAGCUGCGCCUGCGCGAAGUGGCCAGUGGCCAGCAGACCCUGCUGAUGCUCACCUACCGCCAGCUGGCCGUCGAUCAUGACCAGUGCCUGGCGGUGCUCAACUGGAGCUGCGACUCGCCAUUCGACCUCAUGGAACCGCAGCUGGACCUGCCGCCCUGCCACCAGGCGCUGACCUUCCACCUGCCCGUUCUGGUGAUGGUCUGUCGGACCACCUGGAAGGCUCUCCUGAAGCAAGAUGACGACAAGGGGGUCUCCAGGGACCUAACCUCCGAGUGGGGCACCGUCUAUCUGCUGUGGCUCGUCUCUCCGUUCACCCGGCGAGCCAUCUAUGCGAAUCUCGCCGUCUUGAACAGCCGGCUGCAGUGCAUCGUGCGGCGGAAUCGCCGACGAAUCCGGAACUUCGCCAGCCGGAUGCCCAUUAGCCAGUUCAUCAACGGACUCGAUCCGUUCUUUGUCAGCCUCAACGAGGAUCAGCUGGACGAGCUGUGCGACGGCGGUGGCGAGAAGGCCUCCGUCUUCCUGGAGGUCACCAUCGAGGGGGAGGGGCAGUAGCUCAAGUAUUUCAUUUUAAUAAAAUUAUCACAGUGAUUUUGUAGAUUUGAAA